Messenger RNA from Closterium sp. Naga37s-1, 1113 nucleotides. NCBI's taxonomy places the organism in Eukaryota, Viridiplantae, Streptophyta, Zygnematophyceae, Desmidiales, Closteriaceae. The record is from the annotation of a GenBank genome assembly.
AUGCGCGAUACGACAUCAGGAGCAGAUCUCAACAUCCGCUACCAAGUCACAGUCAGCCAGCUCAGCACGUCAGAGAAGCCCACGUCAGCAUCCCUCCACGUGGCAGCCGCCACAGCCAAUGGCCUAUCCAUCCUCAACCUCAACUCGUCCACGUGGAUCCCUGCUGGCACUGCUGACAAGGCGUAUACCCUAUCAUCCUCCUUCCACCUCUCACAUUUCCUCUCACCCCCCUUCCACCUCCUGUUCACAGUCCCUCUCAUCCCCUUUCCACCUCUCACAUUCCCUCUCAUCCUCCCUCCACCUCACAUUUCCUCUCACUCCCCUUCCACCUGUUCACACUCCCUCUCAUCCCCUUUCCACCUCUCACAUUCUCUCUCAUCCCACUUCCACCUCUCACAUUCCCUCUCAUCCCACUUCCACCUCUCACAUUCCCUCUCAUCCCCCUUCCACCUCACAUUUCCUCUCAUCCCCCUUCCACCUCUCACAUUCCCUCUCAUCCCCAUUCCAUCUCCUGCUCACACUCCCUCCUUCCCCUUCUUGACAUUUCAGCUAAGUUCAGCCCUUAACACUCUCCACUCCCUUCCCAGUUUGCUCCUUCUUCUUCCCCUUCCCCCCUCCCCUCUCACCACCCCUUUCCCUCCACGUCCUCAUCACCCCACCCUGCAUAACCGCACACUCGCUCUUCACCCUUCUUACCCAUGCGUGCCCCCCUUCUCCGUGCUUGUCACCACUCCCGCCUUCCCCAGAAGCGCCCUCAGAGCCCAGCUCAGAGCGAUAAUUCGCACCUCCCCUCCCUCCACUCUCCCUUCCCUCUCUCUCCCCUCCUCUUGCCAGAUGCCCGCCUCCUUCUAUGUGCUCGUCACCACGCCCGCCUUCCCCAAGGGCGCCCUCAGAGCCCAGCUCAGAGCGAGAUUCUCACAUGCACUUUCACUUCCCUCUCUCCGCUUUCGUCCCCGUCCUCUCCCUUCCCCCCUCCCGCCUCCUUUCCAGAUGCCCUCAUCCUUUUAUGUACUCGUCACCACGCCCGCCUUUCCCAAGGGCGCCCUCAGAGCCCAGCUUGAGGCGUCCCUAUUCACUAAGCUCGCUGGCUGUAGCAGGGGGUUUGGGUGCUAG